This is a messenger RNA of Pelagomonas calceolata, 1850 nucleotides long. The record is from the annotation of a GenBank genome assembly. NCBI's taxonomy places the organism in Eukaryota, Pelagophyceae, Pelagomonadales, Pelagomonadaceae.
CGCAAAACGAGCAGGAGUAGCAGUAGCGCGCACGCGCCGAGACCGGCGCGCCGGGCAGCCGCAGCCCGCGUCGGGACCCCACACCUUCGUAGGGAAGCGCCUCGCCCCAGGAGCGGGCUGCCGGGCGGCCCUGUACAAAGCUUGAAAUUGGGGCUGGGAUUUGAACCAGGCUUGAACGAGGCGCCAUGGCCAAGGGCGACGCGACGGAGCGGCGCGCGCGUCAAAGAAGAGCGCCCGACGGCGCCGACAAGGCCCAGCUCGCGAGCGCCUGGGCCGCCGCGGGGCACCUCCCGAAGCUCGACGCGAAAUUGAUCGAAAAGGCGCUCCCCGGCGGCAAGGCCCAGAUCGGCGCCUACGAAGUUACAAGAGUACUAGGAGAAGGGGAGUUCGCCACGGUCUAUAGCUGUAUCAGAAAGUCGGGCGAGGGCGCGGGCGCGAAGGUCGCGUGCAAGGCCAUUAAAAAAUCCAAGGUCGAGCGCGCGCGCGGCGGGUCGAUCCUGAAGGCCAAAAGGAACAUUGGGAGGGUCAAUCUGGAGGUCGAGGCGAUGAACCGAUUACGGCAUGAAGGCGUGUGUCGGUUGUACGAAGUUGUCCAAUCGUCUUCAUAUGUGUACUGCUUCAUCGAGGCCGGGGAACGCGAUCUUUUCAGUUUUCUCGAUGGCCAUCCCCGCGGUUGUCCGGAGCCGGUGGUCGUGGCAAUAGCUAGGAUCGCGGCGCUGGCCUUGCGACACUGCCACCAGCGGGGCAUCGCGCAUAGAGAUGUAAAACCAGAAAACGUGCUCGUGCUGGGCUCGCCGGCGACGUGGGGCAAGGGCCUGCCGGACGCGGGCAUUAUUAAGUUGUGCGACUUUGGGCUCUGUGCCGACAUAUCAUCAGGCCACGAGCUGACCGAUUUUGUCGGAAGCCCGGGCUUCUUCGCGCCGGAAUUGUUCUGCGAGGCGUCGUACCGGGGAGAUUUGGCCGACGCCUGGUCGCUGGGGUCUGUGGUACUGGAGUGCGUCCUCGGCCACCGGGCCUUCGACGAUUUGUGGUGUCCCCCAUAUGAUGAUUUGAAGGACCCGAACGCUUUUAGGGAUGCGGUGGACGCUGCGGUGGGACGGGUGAAGCUCGGCGGCCCGAACGGGCCGCUCCCGCCGAAGCUCCAGCAGCUCGUGUCCCAAUUCUUGCGCGUCGACCCGACGAUCCGCGCGACGGUGACGGACAUGUGCUCCCGCCCGGAGUUCGACCUGAUGCGUCUGCGCCUGUGUCUAGAUCAAACUUCACGGCGCGUUCGUGCUGAAUCGUCGCGUCGACCUCCACGCCAUCGACGCGACGCCUGCUCGAUAGCGUGGCGGUGGCGAUUCCUCAUCGCUCGGCGGAGCCAGCACGGCCGCGUCGUCGCCGAGAAAUGACUUCGUGAAGAGCAGGCGACUCACCGGUUGAUUUCCACACAGGCCCGGACAAAGACGGCUGCAUGUCGAUGCUGCGGCUUACGUACGAUCAUACGCCCAGAUUGGAGGAGAACACCGUCGCCCGGCGCAAAGCGUUCACCAGUCGGAGUUCUCUGAAGACCUCGCCGGGCGGGGACCUCUCCGACGCCUCCGUCGUCUCGACGUCGUGCGAGUCGCCGACGAAUUUCCCGGACAUUCCCAAAGUCACGCCGGGGAAAUAGCAGCGCUGACGCCGGCCCUAUCACCUGCCAGGCCCCGAAGGGCCCGACACCAAUGCAACAUCGACCAACCAAUUAGUUGUCCAAAAUAUCCUAACCUGAUCCUUAUCCAUUACACUAGUUCCUGACGCCAUCGACGCAGGCCCGGGCCCACCGAUCUCAGGCUCCCCGUGGACCGCGAGUAGAGAAGCUCAAGAUACAG